Ictalurus punctatus (channel catfish) is the source of this 1864-nucleotide messenger RNA. It is a transcript of the gene itm2ba, whose product is annotated as integral membrane protein 2Ba. Gene Ontology annotation, cellular component: extracellular exosome; Golgi apparatus; plasma membrane. The record is from RefSeq and is a predicted model, not a curated record. Gene Ontology annotation, molecular function: amyloid-beta binding. Gene Ontology annotation, biological process: negative regulation of amyloid precursor protein biosynthetic process. Bases 148 to 972 code for a protein of 274 amino acids. The transcript has 6 exons. NCBI's taxonomy places the organism in Eukaryota, Metazoa, Chordata, Actinopteri, Siluriformes, Ictaluridae.
GUGAAAGUGGAUUUUCCUAAAUGCGCCACAGUUAAGUGGAAGCACACAAACAUCGGUCUUCACUCGGAGUUUACAGCCAGACAAUCAAGUUUACUCGGUGGAGACGUUUUUCCUUUCAGGUUUUGCUCAUUUAAACCAGGUUCAAGCAUGGUUAAAGUAACAUUUAACUCGGCGUUGGCGCAAAAAGAGCUGAAGAAAGGAGAAAAAGACGAGGCUCUAAUCCCACAAGAAGGGGAUGUGGAGGAGGUCGUACGGGUCAGGCAGCAGUCUUGGGCCUGGUGCUGGUGCAUGUGCCUGGGUCUGGCCUUCAUGCUGUCCGGGGUGGUGGUCGGUGGAGCUUACCUGUACAAGCAUUAUAUCAUGGAGGGUGCUGUCAGUGCCAAGCGCGACCAUGAUGGUGCUGUUGUUCCGCAGGAGGAGGGAGUGUAUUUCUGCGGCGUUAGCUACAGCGAGGAGCGCUACAUGAUCCCCGACGACGACGACGCCGAGGAGCACGGCGCACCUCUCAAGAGACUCGACGAACGAGUCCGGAUUCUGGAGAGCGAGCAGGUGGAGCUGAUCAGCGUGCCCGUGCCAGAGUUCAGCGACAGCAACGCAGCCGAGAUCGUGCACGACUUCGUCCUUCGUCUGACUGCUUACCUGGAUCUGAGUCUGAAUAAGUGUUACAUCACCCCUCUGAACACCUCCGUCGUCAUGCCACCCAGAGAUCUUCUCGAUCUGCUCAUCAACAUCAAGGCUGGCACCUACCUGCCGCACUCGUACAUGGUGCGUGAGCAGAUGGUUGUGACGGAGAAGGUGGAGGAUUUGGAGCAGCUCGGUUACUCCAUCUACAUGCUGUGCAAAGAUAAAGACACUUACAAGCUACAGCGCAGGGACACCAUACCAGGCAUUCAAAAGCGCGAGGCGCACAACUGCCACAAGAUCCGCCAUUUCGAGAACAAGUUUGUGUUGGAGACGCUGAUCUGCGAAUAGUUUCAACACGAAGUAGUGUUUCUGAGAAAUUCCACUCGAGUACAGUGAGAUGUUAGCAUGUCACCUCUGACCUCCUGCUCUUCCUGUUCCCUGUGUGUGUGUGUGUGUGUGUGUGUGUGGUGCUCUUCUGCUUUCUGACCUUUUGUUCUGUACAGCAGCAGGGUGGUGGAGACCGAAAGGAAAGUGUGUAUCUAAAAGUGUGUGUGUGUGUCUCACUCUCUCUCUUUCUCUCUCGGAGUGAAUUAACGAUUUCCUGGGCUUUUUGUAAAAUAGGGAAGAUUAUUUUGGUGGUAGUUUCACUUUGAGAUCUGCUCAAGGAGCGCAAAAUUAAUUCCCCUGAAAGGACUUUAAAACACAUUUUGUAUAGCUUAAGGUGUGUGUAUAAACACAAGGCAAUAGAAAUCACUUUUGUGUCUUUAUAAAAACUGUGAAAAUUAUUUUAUAAAGUCACAGGCCAGUCCAGCAUAUUGUACACUGGAAUGUGUGAAUAUGUAGGAGAUAUACAUAUAUAUAUAUUUUGUCACAGUUUAACUUCACCAUCUUGUACACUGGAGCUUCACAAAAUAAACACAACUGUAGGAAUUUUGUCGUAUUAAUUCUGUUGAUUAGAGGUUGUUUUUCUUAACUUGCUUUUAUUAACUGUAAUAUUAAUCUAAAUGUAACUGCAUUAAGACAUCAGGAAGAAUCAUACAGAAAGUUGAUUUCAGACCUUUCACAUUUCAGUUAUUUGUGAUUUAAAUAUUAAACCAGAUUUAGAAGCGUUCUAUGGUUUAGGUCGUAUACCACAGAUGUUUAUUUCAGUUAAACAUGUUGCGUUCAUUUAUUGUGGAUAACAUUUACAGUCGAAAUGAAUAAGUGUAAAAGGUUAACUCAAUAAAACUGGACCACUUCA